Messenger RNA from Hemibagrus wyckioides, 6216 nucleotides. RefSeq names its product olfactory receptor 1E16-like. The transcript has a single exon. Bases 5171 to 6136 code for a protein of 321 amino acids. The record is from RefSeq and is a predicted model, not a curated record. Gene Ontology annotation, cellular component: membrane. Gene Ontology annotation, biological process: G protein-coupled receptor signaling pathway. Lineage: Eukaryota; Metazoa; Chordata; Actinopteri; Siluriformes; Bagridae. Gene Ontology annotation, molecular function: olfactory receptor activity; G protein-coupled receptor activity.
CAUGGGACAGUUACUUCAAGAUGACCAAGUAAGAUCAUCUUUUUAUAUCUUUCCAGUUAAAAGUUAAAUAUUCUUUUGUCAGAAUGUUAACACGACUUAUUGAUUAUCAUUACAGAAACAGGACGUUUUCUACAUUUCGAAAAUUUUUUGAGUUACAAUUUUUUUAUGAAAAUGUACUUUAUCAAGGUCUAAUUAUAUGCAUUAAGAAAAAAUUAGUAAAGCCAUCAUGGCUUCUCUAUUGUUAGCAAAACAUCCUGAGGCACCUCAUCUUCCGCAACACCAUUCUCAUAUACCGCAACCAUUUAAGGCCAGUUGUGGUAAAGAGAACUUAUAUAAUGGGAAUGAGAAUUUAAGCAUAUUGUCUAUAACUUUUAAAUAUCUCUUAUGAAUUUAAUAUUAAUUUCAAUUUUCCUAAAUGUUGAUAUUUUGCUUUAUGAUUUGUUUCAUUGUAGACAGUCAGCAAGUGAGAAAAAAAAAGCUUUAGCAAAGGCCAGGGUGAAAAAGUUCAGGGAAAAAUUCUACAGAAACCCAGAACUGCUGGAGGAGUACAGAAGGAAGGAGAGAGAGAGGUUAGGUUUGGAGAUGUACAUGAGAGUAUACACACACACACACACACACAACCCUUUAGCCACUACUAUAACAGGACUUUGGUGCUGGGUUGGUGCUGGAUUACUGGUCAUGCUGUGGGAAAUGUUGUCCUGUUUAUUCCUGUUUUAAUGUUUUUCUUAAUUUUUUAUUUUUAUUUUUGGCUUUUGUAUUUUUGAAGCACCACACAAUAAAACUGUUUUGAACUUAUUCAAGUUAUUAUCAUUACCAAAAUAAUUAAACUCAUUACCGAAACCUAUAUAUCAUUACCAAAACAGAUGUUUAUUAGGUGUUAAUUUAAAUAAUAGAAAUAUAGUACUUUGAUUAUAAAUGUAUGUGCAGAAUCUUAAAAUUAUGUUCUUUCAGGUUUGUCAUGUCAUUUUGAAAAAAUGUCAGGUUUCUUCGAAAUAUAAAAAAAAAAUGGCUGUAAAUUGUGGACGGUGUUGCGGUAAUGAGAGAAAUCAGUCAAAAUUUAAAAAACUGUUAAAUUAAAAAUAAAUAUUAUUUUAGAACUUCACGUAACUGUGCAUGACUAUUAAUAAUCCAUUUUUAAAACUGUGAAAAUGUAUUUGCUUUUCUGACAGUGUUGAUGUUUUCACAUUGUUGCAGUAAUGAGAUUUUUUUUAGGACUUAUUUUGGAAAUUAUGUUCAAAAAGGUGUUAAAUGGUAAGUAAAAGUUUUUAAAUGAAUGUUCACAAAUACUUCAGACUUUGUUGCUAAUGUCUGAAAAAAAAGUUAAUUUAAGCAUUUUUAAAAUUUUCAUGUUUGAAAUUUUUAAAACCAAGAUUUCGUGAGAAUCACCCAGGUCCUGUGACUGUCUCCAGCCAUUGUGAGGAGAGCCCUCUCCAAGAUUAACAUGCUGCUGGACCAGACAACAUACCUGGUAACCCUGACAUCUUCAACAUCAACAAUGGCAAAAUGCAAGGCUUGGUAUGUCAAAAUAGUACAAUAUGUCACAUUGAGCAUGGUCUGUGAAACCCUGACUGACUCAGAUGCACUUGAGUCAAUUUCACACGUCAGAUCCCUUGGUGUCAGAUGGUGUUCUCCAUUUGGGCACUUAGCCCCCAACCACUUAGCCCCCAACCAGGAAAACACUGGGACAGGAGAUUUCGGUGGACAAUUCUUUUCUUGCUGCCCUCUUCAGAACUCGGCCCUGAGCUGCAUGGAGUCUGGCCUGGAACCUAAAUUGAAGAAAUUCUUCCACAGCACCUUUGCUACAGUGACAGCCUUUAUAGAAUGUUUGGCUGCAGAACAACAGUGGAUAUUGGUCUUAAAUAGAUUCCAGUGAUCUUGAAUUUAAAUGGCCUUGUAUGGGUGUUUUCUGGAAGGUCACCAUCAGAAAUAAUUGGUGAAAUUACCUGGGAGGCUUAAGGUUUUUUGUUAUGUUUUCCUAGACAAUAGAAUCAGAUGAGCAUAGUUUGAUCUUGCUAUGUAAAAUGUGUUAAAAAUUUAACUAAGUAUAAACCCAUACCUAAAUACAUAAUGCCUGGUUAAGUAAAUGGAACUUGCCAAUGUUCUGAAAAUUUCAUAUGUUAAGAUAUUUUAUAGGUUAAUAUCAAAAUGUAUAAUGACACACAGUCCAAUACAUAUCAAUUGAAUGAAUUUAUAUAUUUAAAAUAAAAAUGCUUACAUUUUGAGAAGUCCAUGGUCUCUUUAAAAGAGAAUUUAGAAGUUCUUUAACAUUUGCUGGAUUUGAUGUGAAAUUUCUUGAUAGACUUCCAGAAUGUGAAACUUUUGAAAGUUUUGAAAGCCUUUAUAGGGUGUUUUUUUCUAACAUAUUGUGGUGGGAGUUACAUGUGAUGUGUGAUUUUGGGUGAGAUGGAGAGUUAUUUAAACAUGUUUUUAACAUCCAGGGUGUGGGUAAACAUAUGUGCAUCAUAAAAAUAGAAUCAAUAAGAAUAAAAUAAAUAAAAAUAUACUAAUAGAAUUUUAAUAAAAUUACAAAAAAAAUGAAUUAACUGUUCCAGUAGGAUACGGAAGAAAAUAAGUAUAUGGAAAAUAUGACAAUGUAUAUAUGAAUAUGGAUUGGUGGUAGAACAGUAUGACUAUUGUAAGCAAAGUACAGAUGUGCUGUGAGUAAUUGUAGUGCAAAAAAUUGUACUCUGCAUAAAAUUGCAGGGCUACUGGGUGAUAUUUGGGACAGGAACAAUAGUGGACUCUUUAAAGCACAUAGGGAUUAUGUUUAGGGACGGGUCCAGGGAGAGGUUGAAUAUCUCCAUGAAAACUGGUUCCUUCCUUAGUACCCCUUCGCCUCUUUCACCACUCUGCACACUUUGUAGCCUUGUACUUAUCCAUUUUCCCGGGGUCCUGCAAUGUGAAAUCACACAGCAUUGCAGAUAGUUUUAUCCACCCAUGGCUUCUGGAUGGGAAGCAUUCUGAUGAUGGUUUUGUGUCACCUCAGUCACCUCAUUUUAACCUUUAUAAUUUUUAUCAUAUGUUUCUAUACUUCUGUAAAGCUGCUGUGAGACAAUGUCCAUUGUUAAAAAUCCUGUACAAAUAAACUGAAUUGAAAUUGGACUUUUUCAUGCACCAGUUUCCCAAUAAAUCCCAAAACUGCAUUUGUAAAUACUGAUGUAAACAGAACUGUGCCUAAACAUGUCCCUGUCUGUGUCAUCCAGAAUUUCCUGUUUCAGCCUUUGCUUGUAUCUAAGCAUGAGGAAAAUAGGGCAUUGUCUGAUUUCCUAAACAGUGGAUUAGAUUGUGCUGUGUAAUUGUCUUUACUUGACACGGCAACUCCAUUGUUCUGUCCAUAUUGUGAACAGAGCAGAACUUGGCUUUCUAGAUGGCAUGGUCCAAUACCUCUGGGUUCAUCCAUGUCUUGGUGAAGCACAGGAGGUGCCACCAUAAUUGAAAGGGAGAGACAGAAGAUAACACAGACAUGCGCCUACACUGGGAGCAGACAGGAGACUCCUCACUCAACAAACCUGAGUGAAUGUAUCAGAAAGGGGUGUUCAUCAAAACCUGUUCAUCAAAUCACUCUAUGCCCAUGAACAAUAUAUAUCUAAGCAAAACCUAUUUGCAAAAGGUUUAAUUGUGUCUGAGUCCCAGACACUAUCUCUAUAACUGUGGGUCAUUGAAAGAGAAAGCUCUGACCCCUGCUGUACUACCUUGAGGUACCAACAGAUGUACCUAUUGAUAGAAUUAGGAAUAUCAGAUUGUAAAAGUUACUGUGGGGCACCCAGGUACUGUGGGGCAUGACCAUUCAUUGCUUUAUAGGUCAGUUGUAGUAUUUUAUAAUCAUCAUAAAAUUUGACUGAGCCAAUGUAGUGUAGAUAAGAUAGUUAGUACUGUAAAUAAUAUUUACAGAAACAGUCAUGGCAUGACAGCUUUAAAAAUAGAUAACAUUUAUGUAACAAUUAUAUAAUGUUUUAGUAGAUUUGCAUAGUGAUAAUACCACAGAUUCAUAGCUGUCUAAUUUCUUCCAUUUUUUGUCUAGUAUUUGGAGUAUUUAGAUAUACACCGAUCAGCCAUAACAUUAUGAGCAUUAACAGGUGAAGUGAAUAACACUGAUUAUCUGCUUAUCAUGGCACCUGAAAGAUGGGCAAGUGUAAGGAUUUGAGCAAGUUUGACAAGGGCCAAAUUGUGAUUAGACCAGAACAUCUCUAGAACUGCAGCUCUUGUGGGGUGUUCCCGGUCUGUAAUGGUCAGUAUCUAUCAAAGUGGUCCAAGGAAGGAACAGUGGUAAACCGGUGACAGGGUCAUGGGUGGCCAAGGCUCACGAGCUGCUGUUGCUCAAAUUGCUGAAGAGGUUAAUUCUGGUUCUGAUAGAAAGGUCAGAAUACACAGUGUAUGAUAGGUCAGGGCUUUUUUGGCAGCAAAAGGAGGAAAAACACAAUAUUAGACUGGUGGUUAUAAUGUUAUGUCUGGUCCUUGAAAAUUUGUUUGCUAAUUUGUUGAAAUUUCCAGCUGUUAUAUACCACUAAAUUGCCCAUACUAUAAGAUUAAUUAUUAUAUACUGUAUAGAGCUAACUGCAUACCUCUAUAGCCACCUACCAACUAUGCUCUUGUAUGUAAAUAUAAAAGUAGAUAUUAUAGUAUAUAAAUGUGUGUAAAUAAUGUCAUUUCAGUACAAACAGAAUUUUGCCAAUGGAAUUAAUAUCUCUGGUAUAGUUACACAACUCUUCGUAGAUAGGACCAUAAUAACAGAAAUAACUCUUGUUUAUGUACAGAAGGACAAUCUAGGAAUUAGAGCUACAUUUGAGAACAGUUUGUUUUGGUGACAGUUUGUCAUAUCUCAGAGGAAAACAUACCAAUUAAAAUGGCAAAGUAAAGCAAACAGGGUUCUACAAGGAAUGAUGUCAUCACAAUCAUACAUAUAUACAUCUGAUGUUUAUGUAUGGCUGGCAAACUGUUUUGUCUGCACAAGGUAGAGUAUUAGAACAAAAACUGUUUCCAUUUUAACUGAUAUGCUGUCAUUAAUGAUAAAAUAUGUUUACUGUAUAGAAAAUAGAAAAUAUUUCAUCAUGAUUUGGUGAGACUAGUUUUCAGCAUAAUAUUUCAUUAACAAUUGCAUGUAAAUUAUUCUAGGAGGUUUUAAUUCAAGUCAUGUUAAUAUUUGAUUUUCACAGGUGUUAACUGCAGCCAGAUGGCUGAUAACAUUACUUCCAUUCAUUCAGUAGCAUCAACAAAUGCAACAUUUAUUCUUCCCUCCACAUUUUACAUCACUGGACUUUACAAUAUCCCACAUGCAAAGUACUAUUAUUUGUUUCUUUGCUUUGUGUAUAUUGUGACCUUUUUGGGGAAUUCUUUUAUAAUGGGCACCAUCUACCUGGCACGCAGUUUACACACAGCCAAGUAUGUAGCUGUCUUCAACUUGGCUCUCUCUGAUUUGUGUGGAAGCUCUGCUCUUAUUCCUAAGCUCCUGGACAUGUUUCUGUUUGAGAAUCGAAAUAUAGCCUAUGAAGCCUGUUUGUCAAACAUGUUUUUUGUUUAUUGCUUUAUGACCUUGCAGUGUCUUACUUUACUUGCUUUAGCCUAUGACAGACUAAUUGCUAUAUGUUACCCUCUAAGGUAUCAUGCUAUUGUUACAAAAGCAGCAAUGGUUUUUAUUAUUGGAGUCAUGUGGGUUCUAUCUGUUAGUGUCAAUGCUGUCCUUGUAGCUCUAGUUACUAGAUUGUCCUUCUGUAGGUCUACAACAGUUUACAGUUAUUUCUGUGAUCAUGGACCUAUAUACAAACUAGCCUGUAAUGAUAAUACCAUAAAUUCUAUAAUGGGCAAUAUCUGUACUGCUACCCUGCUUUACUUUCCUUUAAUACUAAUAAUUGCCUCAUAUGUUUGUAUUGGAUUUGCAUUACAGAAGAUUGCACAUGGUGUUGAGCAAGUCAAAGCUAUGAAAACCUGCACAACCCAUCUUAUAUUAGUGGCCAUGUUUUAUCUACCAAUAAUUAGCGUUUAUACUGUAUCUCUUACCACACGUAUAGACACAAAUACAAGGAUAAUUAAUACUGCCCUUACACAAACAAUUCCACCCAUGUUAAAUCCCAUCAUUUAUACCUUAAAGACAGAGGAGGUCAUGCAGGCUAUUAAAUUACUCUACAAACAUGCAAGAUGAACUUUGCAAUGGAAAUAAUAUUCCUAAAAAUAAAAUUAUUAAUUAAAAUGCAAUAAUAAGUGCAUCUGAAAUUAAACAAA